Malassezia pachydermatis is the source of this 486-nucleotide messenger RNA. RefSeq lists its product as hypothetical. The record is from RefSeq and is a predicted model, not a curated record. The coding region runs from base 1 to 486 and encodes 161 amino acids. Lineage: Eukaryota; Fungi; Basidiomycota; Malasseziomycetes; Malasseziales; Malasseziaceae. The transcript is spliced from 2 exons.
AUGGCUGACAUCUCGGACAACCAGACCUACUUUAUCUCGCACCGCGCUCUGCAAGGCUCGCAAGUAGCCUCGGUGGCUGCUACGCCGCUGUACUUCCUCAACGCCAUUCGCAAGGGUUCAUUCCAGCUGCGUGGUCUGGCUCGCUACAACUGGGUCGUGCCUGUGCUGGGUGGCGCUCUGGGCGCUGCGGCGGGCUGGGUCGAGUCGAUCCAGAUUACAGCGCCUGUGCUGACGUACCGCGUGGCUGGUAUUCGCAUGGACAGCGAGCGUAUGCGCCGUGACGACUUCCAGCUUAUCGGCUCGGUUGUCGGUGCGCUGGCUCUCCCCGCUCUGUUCUUGCGUCGCGUCGGCCUGAUCAACGGUCUCCUCGGUGGUGCUGGUCUCGGUAGUGCUACGGGUGUGCUUUCCUUCUACGGCAAGGCGUACAUGAACAACGAGACGCCAGAGCUUCCAAUCCCCAAUGUCGAAAUGCCACAGGCCAAGUAA